Molecule: messenger RNA, 1125 nt
Organism: Mauremys mutica (yellowpond turtle)
Lineage: Eukaryota; Metazoa; Chordata; Testudines; Geoemydidae
Product: paraneoplastic antigen Ma1 homolog
Exons: 1
Coding region: 1-1125 (374 amino acids)
Molecular function (GO): zinc ion binding; nucleic acid binding
Source: RefSeq, a predicted model, not a curated record
AUGGCGGGUCUGUUGGGCCUUAAGCCGGAAGCCCCACAACAGGAGCCUGCCCCUUCACCUGAUGAGUGGGUGAAGGCUUUGGGGCAAGCAUUAGAGAAAGUUAUGCCACCCCACCCUGAGUCAAGCCCCUAUCGUAAGCUGAGGUUGUUUUCUGGGGGUCCCACCCCAAUACCUGGGGAGGAAGCAUUUGAGCCCUGGUUGGAGCACACCACUGAGAUGCUGCAGGAGUGGGCGGUGCCUGAUGCUGAAAAGAGAAGGCGACUAGUAGAGUGUCUCAGGGGGCCAGCCCUAGAUGUGAUUCGCACCCUAAAGCUCGGUAACCCAGGGGUCAAGGUGAAGGACUGCCUGGAGGCACUGGAUCACGCCUUUGGGAGAACUGAGGGUUCAGAGGAUGCUUAUUGCAAGUUCCUCAAUGCAAGGCAACAAAAGGGAGAGAAGGGUUCUGCCUAUAUCCAGAGGUUGGAGAAGUUAUUACAGAGAGCCAUCAUGAGGGGAGCCGUAGCAGUUGAGCAAAUGGACCGGACUAGAUUGGCUCAGGUUGUGAGAGGAAUUCAGUAUCAGAACCCAAUCCUUCUCCACCUUCGAUUAAGGGAACGGCAAGAUAAUCCACCAAGUUACUCUCGCCUGAUAAAAGAGGUCCGAGAGGAAGAAGAGAGGCAGGCAGCUGGCGAGGUUUGGGAGGUGCAGCAACACCAGGCAACUGGCACAACAUCCAUGCGGACGCCCAAGGCACUAAUGGUGAAUCCUCAAGAGGAACUUAUCCAGCAAGUGCAGGCCCUGACACAGAAAGUGACUGAACUAGAGAAUACCUUUGAUUCAGCAAAGACUUCGAGGUGCAAGGAACCCUCUGGUACCAUGGUCCAGAGGACUACGUUUAGAACCUCUGCACCACCCCGUCAGCAAGGGAAAGGGCAAUCCUUCUUCUGCUACCGGUGUGGCCAGGGUGGGCACAUUGCUGCAAGGUGUCAGAAUGCAGAGAAUCCCAUGCUGGUAUAUCAAAAGCUGAGGACCACCUGGGGAAAGUCGGGAAACGGCCCCAGGGCCUGGGAAGGGAGCCGCCUAGGCCUGCAGGAUGUGGAGGCUCCCCUGGAAGGAACCAUGCGGCCCGAAUCCCCCCAGGAUUGA